CUGCCCUUCUCUUUGUAUGAUCCAUAAAACCACGGCGGAAAAAUCUUCAUCUUAACUCGGAGUACAAAACCAACUCAAUCAACCGAGUCGGCACGGUCAAUUUACUCAUUCGAAUCAAAAGCUUUUCUGCGUUAGUAUUAUCCUAAUAUAAGAUCGGAGAUUUAAAGCGCGUUAUUUCCGGGUGAAAGAGAAAUGGAACGUGUACGUGAGACAAAGCUAUGCACAACUGAAUUGGAAUCUGUUGAAUUUGCAAAUCAAAAUGAUUAUUUGAUGGAGAUUGGAUUAGGGAAUUAUGGGUGCUCGCAUUAUAGGAGAAGAUGUAAGAUUAGAGCACCUUGUUGCGGUGAGAUUUUUUAUUGCAGACAUUGCCAUAAUGAAGCUAAGAAUUCCAUGGAAUCUAAUCCUCUUCAUCGACAUGACAUUCCUCGCCAUGAAGUCGAAAAGGUCAUCUGCUCCCUAUGUGACACAGAACAAGAUGUUCAACAGCAUUGCAUCAAUUGUGGAGUCUGUAUGGGAAAGUACUUUUGUGCUAAAUGCAAAUUUUUCGACGAUGAUGUUUCCAAAAGCCAAUACCACUGUGAUGAAUGUGGCAUAUGCAGAACUGGCGGUGAGGAGAACUUCUUUCACUGCAGCAAAUGUGGAUGUUGCUAUUCAAAAUUUAUGAGGGAAGUACAUUGUUGCAUUGAGAGAGCAAUGCACCACAAUUGCCCUGUUUGCUUCGAGUAUCUUUUUGACACGAUGAAAGAUGUAACAGUUUUACCUUGCGGACACACGAUGCAUUUGGCAUGCUUGAGAGAGAUGGAGCAACAUUAUAGGUACUCUUGUCCGGUCUGCUCGAAGUCUAUCUGCGAUAUGACAAAACUGUGGAGAAAGCUUGACAAGGAGAUUGUCUCAACCCCAAUGCCUGCAAUAUACCAAAAUAAGAUGGUAUGGAUUCUAUGCAAUGAUUGUGGAGCCACUUCAAAUGUACAAUUCCAUAUUGUGGCACAUAAAUGCCCGAAUUGCGAGUCCUACAACACGAAACAGACACGUGGAGGCCCCGUUGCUGCUUCGUGCUCGACUGGAAUGUCCGAUAUGGUGAGAUGAUCACAGUUUUAACAAUGUUAGAUUGAGACAGAUAAAUGAUUUUUCCAUUAAAUUUCUUCUUAACUCCAUUGUCUUUGUCUCCGUAAACAUCAUUGUCAAUGCAUUGUGAUUAUAAGUCUGAAUACAGGCAGGACAGAAAGCUUGCAUGUAUUUGAAUUCAAAUGUUGUUGUUAAGUCCAGUUGUUAACUCUAGUUU
Hibiscus syriacus is the source of this 1282-nucleotide messenger RNA. Its product is annotated as E3 ubiquitin-protein ligase RZFP34-like. The transcript is spliced from 12 exons. Gene Ontology annotation, cellular component: nucleus. The record is from RefSeq and is a predicted model, not a curated record. Gene Ontology annotation, molecular function: ubiquitin protein ligase activity; zinc ion binding. Gene Ontology annotation, biological process: protein ubiquitination; ubiquitin-dependent protein catabolic process. Lineage: Eukaryota; Viridiplantae; Streptophyta; Magnoliopsida; Malvales; Malvaceae. Bases 193 to 1086 code for a protein of 297 amino acids.